CUUCUGGGUAAUUGUGCAUUUCAAAGUGAUAAGAAAAGAGACCCCGUCGACGGAGCGUUAUCAUCAUCCCCUACCGUCAGCUGGGUUUAGCAUUGUAGCUGGCUGGUGCGUGAACUGCAAAAUUGUUACCGCCCUUCGCCCAGUGUUGACACAGUAACAUUUUGUCACGGGCUACUGCGAAUGUGCUCUCUCAUUGCUCGCUCGAGGAUCGCUGCGAUCGACGACGAACGCUUUGUGUGCCUGCCUUUAGUUCGUUUGAGUCAUUCUCGGCUUCGACUAGCAGUUAAGUGAGAUAAUGAGGGCCGGACUGACUUAAACAUCCUUGAGCACAACAGUCGAGUGGGAAGAUUAUAGAAAGCGUUUUGACGAACAUCGUACUGGUGUGAGCUGAAGCUGUUGGAUUUUAUUCUCUGCUAACUACAUUCCGUGCAUAAUGGCUGGAAAUGAGGACGAAUCGGCUUCCACCAACGUAUCGGAUUCCACCGUGGAGCGUCCGGCUGGUCCGGAACAAAGACCAAAGCUGCUCACCAUAGAACCAGCGGUGCUACUGAUUUUCUUCGCUUGGAACGUAUCAGCGGCCGUAUUUGCAAACCAGAUCGUGUACCAAACGUGUACGGUUACACUGGGGAAGAAUGAAUCGCUUUGCGCGCAGCUUGGGACGGAAAACGAAACGAAAGAGGUGCAGGAUCUCGAGAAACUGGUGCAACCAUACUCGGCCAACAUUUUGAUGGCGAAAUCUUUGGUCGAAUCGAUCGUUCCGGCACUGUGCAGCAUGCUGAUUGGACCGUGGUCCGAUCGAUACGGCCGAAAACCGGUUAUUAUAGCUUGCUUCACGGGAGCGUUUCUCACCUACGCGAUCGUGGCGCUCAUCAGCUUCCUUUCCAUGCGCAUCGCCAUCAACCCGUGGUUCUACAUUGUUGCCUCCGUCACGACGGCCCUGUCCGGUGGUACCUGCGCCCUAAUAACGGUCAUCUUUUGCUACAUUGCAGAUAUCACGACGGAAAGCAAUCGUGCCAUGAAAAUGGCAUUUUUAGAAGCCUCAAUAUUCGCCGGACUGCUAAUCGGAACGUUAAGCAGCAGUUUUAUUCUCCGCUGGACUAACGCCUGCACGGUGUUUACGGCAGGAGCCGUUUCGGUGUUUCUUGCAUUGGUGUACAUAAUAUAUUUCAUCGAGGAAAGCAUCAAACCGAACGAUCUCGGUGUAGCUAACAGCAAGCUGCGUGAACUAUUUCGUUGGGAGUUGGUAACGGAACUGACGCAAACAUGCUUCAAGCGUCGCCCAAAUUAUGAUCGGCUCAUCAUUUGGCUAACGAUAGGCGCGCUAGGACUCAACAUUCUUGCGAUGGAUGGUACACAAACGGUGUAUUUGUUGUUCCUGCGCGAACAAUUCGGAUGGACGGUGAAAGACUACUCAUUCUUUGAUGCCACCAGCAUCGCUUGCAUGAUCUUUGGCAAUACGGUGGGACUGUAUGUGAUUAGAAAACUGUUUACACCGUCCGAUGCCGUCCUAGCGGCGAUCGGAUACUGCUGUUACGUGUUCAACAGCUCCAUCCAUGCCAUCGCCACCGAAUGGUGGCAACUUUAUCUUGGCAUUGGGAUUUCCUUCAUGAAAGGAAUAGCCGGACCGAUGAGCCGUGCCGUUAUUUCGACAACGGCAACACCGAGCGAUAUUGGUAAGAUUUUCUCCCUGACCACGUCCAUCGAAUCGCUAACGCCGCUGGCCUCUGCGCCCCUGUACACGUACGUGUACAAAAGUACCCUCUCCUGGUAUCCCGGGGCGUUCAAUCUCAUCACAGCGAGUGUCUACUUUCUCUGUUUCUGCCUUCUGCUAUUUGUGAGAAUCUUCCAGCGCAUGUACCAGACGCCGACGUAUUCAAUGGUGAACUAAGGGACAAUCAUGCAAUACUGCCUUUAAAGUAGUGAUAACAAUACUAAUGUGUUAAAAGAUAUCUUUAUUGUUGUAGCCGAAGAACAAACCGGAAUGUGAUGGAAUAAACUAUUUUUAUAUGACCGCGGCAUUUUUUUGAAA
Molecule: messenger RNA, 2029 nt
Organism: Anopheles aquasalis
Lineage: Eukaryota; Metazoa; Arthropoda; Insecta; Diptera; Culicidae
Product: proton-coupled folate transporter-like
Biological process (GO): transmembrane transport
Cellular component (GO): membrane
Molecular function (GO): transmembrane transporter activity
Source: RefSeq, a predicted model, not a curated record